Aspergillus luchuensis is the source of this 2790-nucleotide messenger RNA. It is a transcript of the gene KHA1, whose product is annotated as Kha1p. Gene Ontology annotation, cellular component: membrane. Bases 1 to 2790 code for a protein of 929 amino acids. The transcript is spliced from 4 exons. NCBI's taxonomy places the organism in Eukaryota, Fungi, Ascomycota, Eurotiomycetes, Eurotiales, Aspergillaceae. Gene Ontology annotation, biological process: proton transmembrane transport. Gene Ontology annotation, molecular function: antiporter activity. The record is from RefSeq and is a predicted model, not a curated record.
AUGUCCUCCAACUCUACCACCAAAGUCAAGGCUCAAGGAGGCAUCCUCGAAGGCAGCAAUCCAGCCCACUAUGACUCGUCCAAUCCCAUCGUCAUCUUCAUCAUUCAGGCCGGCAUAAUCAUCAUCUUCUGUCGCCUGCUGCACUGGCCGCUCUCUAAGAUUCGCCAGCCGCGCGUAAUUGCAGAGGUCAUCGCUGGCGUCAUACUAGGCCCGUCGGUAAUGGGCCGUAUUCCCGGCUUCACCGAUACCAUAUUUCCGACCGCCUCUAUUCCAAACUUGAAUCUGGUCGCGAAUCUGGGGCUGGUGCUGUUUCUAUUCCUUGUUGGGUUGGAAACCAAUCUGCGCUUCCUGGUCAGCAAUUGGCGUGUGGCAGUUAGCGUGUCUGCUGCUGGUAUGAUUCUGCCAUUUGGGCUCGGUUGUGCGAUUGCCUAUGGACUUUACAACACUUUCCAGGAUGAGCCUGGCACGGUGGAUAUCAACUUUGGCACCUUUUUGCUCUUUAUCGGUAUUGCUAUGGCUAUCACCGCAUUCCCCGUCCUGUGUCGUAUAUUGACAGAGCUCAAACUUCUGGGAACCAAUGUCGGAGUCAUCGUCCUCUCAGCUGGCGUUGGAAACGACGUCGUCGGCUGGAUCCUGCUCGCUCUGUGUGUCGCCCUCGUCAACGCAGGCACUGGGUUAACCGCACUCUGGGUGUUGCUCGUCUGCGUGGGCUAUAUCCUCUUCCUCACCUUCAUUUUCCGACCACUGUUUCUGCGCUUCCUCCGCCACACGGGCAGUUUGCAAAAAGGACCCAGUCAGUCCGUGGUCGCCAUUACGCUUCUCAUCGCACUGGCAUCCGCCUUCUUUACCCAGAUCAUCGGCAUCCACGCCAUCUUUGGUGGUUUCAUCAUCGGCCUGCUGUGUCCCCACGAAGGCGGCUUCGCUAUCAAACUAACCGAGAAGAUCGAGGAUCUCGUCGCGGCGCUUUUCCUCCCUCUCUACUUCACACUCUCCGGCCUCCAAACCGACCUGGGCCUGCUCGAUACCGGCACUGUCUGGGGCUACGUGGUCGGCAUCAUUGCCAUCGCCUUUACGGCCAAAGUAGCCGGCGGUGCGAUCGCCUCGCGACUCUGCGGCCUCCUCUGGCGCGAGAGCUUCUCCAUUGGCGUGCUCAUGAGCUGCAAAGGUUUAGUCGAGCUGAUCGUCUUGAACAUCGGCCUGCAAGCCCACAUCCUCAGCACUCGCACCUUCACCAUGUUCGUCGUCAUGGCCCUAGUAACCACCUUCGCCACCACCCCUCUCACCGUCGCUCUCUACCCAAAAUGGUACCAAGUUAAAGUCGAGCGCUGGCGCCGCGGCGAAAUCGACUGGAAGACCGGCAACCCCAUCCCCUCCGACGCCCGCACCGACAGCAUCGCCCUUGCCAAAGAACAGCAGCGCGCACUCCCCGUCCGCAAACUCCUCGUCUACCUACGCCUCGACGGCCUCUCCAGCAUCUGUACCCUUGCCGCGCUGCUAUCCCCGAAUCGACCCCCUCUCCCAAAACAACACCCUGACACCCUCGCGUCACCUGACCCCGCCGCAGAAGAAACAGCCACUCCCACCAACAAGACAGAGGAAGACCAAGAUCAAGAAGACGACCAAGACCCUAAACCCACCCUCCAAGUCCACGGCGUCCGCCUCCUCGAACUCACAGACCGCGACUCUAGCGUCAUGACCGUCUCCGAACUCGACCAACUCCAUUACCCACUUUGGGAUCCAGUCGUUAACACCUUCCGCGCCUUCGGCCAAUGGCACGAUCUCUCCAUCGUUGCCGGCGUCUCCGUCGUACCCGAACACUCUUACGCAGAUACAGUGGUUAGCAUGGCCCGCGAUGACUCGACGGAUCUGCUUCUCCUCCCUUGGAGCGAAACGGGGUCCAUGUCUGAACAUCAUUCACUGGAUCUGAAUUCCGUUCUGGAUGAUCCGAUCGCCACCCGCUUUGUGGCCUCCGCGCCGUAUACAACUUUCGCGGAGAGUGUGUUGCGCAAUGUACGGUGUAAUGUGGGGUUGUUGGUUGAGAGGACGCCGAGGAGGAGGAAUAAUGGGCGUGGGCUGCGCGAUAAGCCUUCGCUUGGGGGGCUGAGUAUACAUAGUGGGAAACUGAAUCUGGGUGGGGGGAUUGGUGGUGACAGGGGUCUUGCGGUGGUGCCGACGACCAGAAAGGCGCAUCAUAUCCUGUUCCCGUAUUUCGGGGGCAAGGAUGAUCGCUUUGCGGUUAGGUUGGUUCUGCAGUUGAUUAGGAAUGAUCAGGUUACGGCGACGGUCGUGCAUGUUGUUACUGGUGGGGGUGGGGUUGCGGCGCCGAAGGCUGCUGUUGCUGCUGGUGUUUUGGGAGGGGUGAGGAAUAGGAAGAAGGAUAGUGGUAGUACUAGUAGUAGCAGUGGUGGUGGUGAUGGUGGUAAGAAGCGUGAUGUUGAUGACUCGGAUGCGGUGUAUCUUGCUGCGCUGAAGGAUUCGUUGGAUGAGGAGGUGGCGGCGCGGAUGGUGUUCAAGAAAUUGGUUCUUGCUGGCGGGAUCGAGGAUAGUAGUAGUGGGGUGGUGGAGAGGGUGGUUGAGCAUGUCAAGGAGGAACUGGGGAGAUUAGGGUCUGGCCAACGGGCCGAUGGGUUGGUUGUUGUGGGGAGGGGAAGUGUGGGGCUGGAUACAAUGGGGGAUGAUGGAGACGAAGAUAAAGAUGGGGGGAGAGGAGUGCUGGGGCUGCUGGGGCAGAAGCUUGUCAAGAUGGGUGGUGGGGACGUGUUGGUUGUGCAGGCAAGGGAUUCUCUAUGA